AUGAGUGUUGAAGAGUACUUGACUGCGGUGUUGUUUUCGCCCGAGGUUAGAGCUUCUGCUGAAUAUCAAUUGGAACAGCUAGCCACUAAUCUGUUUGAUCAAUUUGUGGAGCUGCUUCUUCUGACUAUUAUAAACAAGCAUGUGAGAUUUGAAGUUCGGAUCUUGGCUAUUUUAACUUUAAAGAAUAAAUUUGUAGCCAACGAUGGGAAGAAGAAAUUGGAAAAUCAACAACGAUGGAUUCAUUUACCUUCUGAACUCAAAUCCAAUGUUAAAAGAGCAUCUUUAGAAUUAUUAAAUGAUGAGAAUGAACAAGUAGGGAGACAAAUUGCUCAAUUGAUUUCUGCAAUCGGUGACAUUGAAUUGCCCAAAAAAGAAUGGAAUGAAUUAAUCCCCACUUUAAUUGAGAAUACCAGUACAGAAGCUAAUGAAUCCACAAAGAAAGCUUCUCUUUUAACAAUUGGAUAUAUCUGUGAGGUGGCAGACCCUACCAAUCCAGAGAUUAUCAGUCAAUCAAAUGGUAUCUUAAUCACUAUUGUUCAAGGUGCUCAAAGUAAGGAACCUUCAACUGCGGUAAGAUUAACAGCUUUAAACUCAUUGGCUAAUGCUCUAGAAUUCAUCACGAAGAAUUUCGAAGUAGAAGCUGAAAGAAAUUAUAUCAUGCAAGUUGUUUGCGAAGCUACUCAAGCUGAACUGACUGAACUACAAGCUAGUGCCUUUGGUUGUUUAUCCAAAAUUAUGACAUUAUACUACAAACACAUGUCUGUCUAUAUGGAAAAGGCUUUGUACGGAUUGACCGUUAGUGGUAUGCAUAGUUCUGAUGACAAGGUUGCUUGUAUGGCUGUUGAAUUCUGGUCAACGGUUUGUGAGGAAGAAAUGGACAUUGCCAUUCAGAAGGAAGAAUAUCCAACUUUGAACUUGGAUCAUUUCAACUUUGCUACCGUGGCAAUUCAUGAUGUUGUACCAAACUUAUUAACUUUGUUAACAAGACAAAAUGAAGAUCCAGAAGAUGACGAUUGGUCAGUGGCUAUGGCAGCUGCUGCUUGUUUGCAAUUGUUUGCCCAAUGUACUGGUAACUACGUUUUAAAUCCAACUUUGGAGUAUGUCAGUGCCAAUAUUGGUAAAGUUGAUGGUGAAGAAAGUUGGAGAAACAGAGAAGCUGCUGUUAUGGCAUUCGGUUCUAUUUUGGAUGGUCCGGACAAUAAUGCAUUGGUGUCAAUGGUUGGUCAAGCCUUGGAAUCGAUUUUGAACUUGAUCAAUGAUAAUUCCUUACAUGUCAAGGAAACUGUUGCAUGGUGUAUUGGUAAAAUUGCUGAUACUGUCAUUGAUAGUCUUGAUGAGACAAGUUUACCACAAGUUAUGAAUUGCUUAGCAGUAGGUUUGCAUCAACAUCCAAAGGUUUGGACUAACUGUUGUUGGGCUUUGAUCAACAUUUUAGAACAAAAAUGUGGGAAUAGUUCUGGUUCUCCAACCUCUAUCAUGUCUCCAUAUUACGAAGGCUUUAUUCCAAUGUUGGUCACGUUGAGUAACAGACCAGAUAAUGAAUAUAGUGCUAGAGCAUCAGCUUAUGAAGCGUUAUCUGCAUUUGUUAUUUUCUCUGCAGAAGAUACUUUACCAUUAGUCCAAAGCAUUGCUCAAGAAGUAAUGAACAGAUUACAGGAACUGUUUGCUAUACGUGAACAAGUUGUUUCUGUUGAUGAUAAGACAAAUUUGGAAGACGUUCAAAUAAAUAUUUUGGCAUUGUUGACCAACGUUAUUAGGCGAUUGAAGUCUGAAGUAUUAACUGCUUCUGAUAGAUUGAUGGAAAUCUUUAUUAAAUUGUUGUCUCUUCAAGAUGAGAAUUCAUUGAUUGAUGAAGAUGUUUUCAUUGCAAUUUCUGCAGUCGCUGAUGCCACGGGUGCUGGGUUUGACAAGUAUAUGAGCACCUUUUCACCAUAUUUGGUGAAGGCAUUACAGAACAUUGACUCACCUACUUGUGACACUGCUAUUGGCUUAGUUGCAGACUUGAGUCAAUCGUUGAGAAAAUUGAUUUUGCCAUACAUACAGACAAUUCUCCAACUUUUGGGAGAAACAUUGAACAAUCCUAAUAUAAGGAGAGAAUUGAAGCCAGCUAUUUUAUCAUGUUUUGGAGAUAUUGCAAAUGCCAUUGGAGUUGCGUUCCAACCUUAUGUUGAGACAGUUGUCAACAUAUGUGUAUCUGCUUCAAGCAUGCGGGUGGAGAAGAAUCAAAUUGAAGAGGUUGAUUACGUUUUGUCUGUGAAGGAGGCUGUUUUGGAUUGUUAUGUGGGUAUAGUUAGUGCAUCCAGUGAAGAUCCAUCGAUGAUUCUGAAUUUCAUCCCAGUUAUUUUCCAAUUUUUGGAGGAAGUUAAUAAUGAUUACAACUUAAGUACUACUGAUGCUGUUAUGAAGGCAUCUGUGGGUAUUUUAGGGGAUAUUGCUCAAAUUUUCCCCUAUGGUGAAUUCAGAGCAGCAUAUUUGCAACCUUGGGUAACUGAAUUCAUUAAGAAGGCAAGAGGAAACCCAGAUUUCAGUCCUCAAACCAAGGAUACUGCCAGAUGGGCUCGUGAUUUGCAGAAACGUCAAAUCCAAUUGCAAUAA
Molecule: messenger RNA, 2595 nt
Organism: Lizanozyma spartinae
Lineage: Eukaryota; Fungi; Ascomycota; Pichiomycetes; Serinales; Debaryomycetaceae
Gene: KAP95
Product: karyopherin beta
Exons: 1
Coding region: 1-2595 (864 amino acids)
Biological process (GO): protein import into nucleus
Cellular component (GO): nucleus; cytoplasm
Molecular function (GO): nuclear import signal receptor activity; small GTPase binding
Source: RefSeq, a predicted model, not a curated record